Molecule: messenger RNA, 2636 nt
Organism: Ochotona curzoniae (black-lipped pika)
Lineage: Eukaryota; Metazoa; Chordata; Mammalia; Lagomorpha; Ochotonidae
Gene: YARS2
Product: tyrosyl-tRNA synthetase 2
Exons: 6
Coding region: 1-1437 (478 amino acids)
Biological process (GO): tyrosyl-tRNA aminoacylation
Cellular component (GO): cytosol; mitochondrion
Molecular function (GO): tyrosine-tRNA ligase activity; ATP binding; RNA binding
Source: RefSeq, a predicted model, not a curated record
AUGGCGGCGCCCAUGCUGAGGUACCGUUUCUGGGGCUGGUGGCCCGGUACCCCAGGUCCGUCCAAAGUCCUGCGCCCCGGAUUGCGUAGGGCUCACUCGGGCACGCAGGGGGUCCUGGCGGCGCAGAAGGCCAGGGGUUUGUUCAAAGAGUUCUUCCCUGAGAGGGGGACGAAGGUGGAGCUCCCGGAGCUCUUCGACCGCAGCUCGGCUAAUUUCUCCCCUCAGACCAUUUACUGCGGCUUCGACCCCACGGGCGACUCGCUCCACGUGGGUCACCUGCUGGCGCUGCUGGGCCUGUUUCACUUCCAGCGAGCGGGCCACGACGUGAUAGCGCUGGUCGGGGGCGCCACGGCGCGCCUGGGGGACCCGAGCGGCCGGACCAAGGAGCGCGAGGCGCUGGGCGCGGAGCGUGUGGAGGCCCACGCGCGCGCCCUCCGCCGAGGCCUCGAGGCCCUGGCGGCCAACCACCAGCAGGUGUUCGCCGACGGGCGCCCCUGGGGCCGCUUCACCGUGCUGGACAACGCGGCCUGGUACGAGCCGCAGCGCCUGGUGGACUUUCUGUCGGCCGUGGGCGGCCACUUCCGCAUGGGCACGCUGCUGAGCCGGCAGAGCGUGCAGGGGCGCCUGCAGAGUCCCGAGGGCAUGAGCCUGGCCGAGUUCCUGUACCAGGUGCUCCAGGCCUACGACUUCUACCACCUGUUCCAACGCUACGGGUGCCGGGUCCAGCUGGGCGGCUCGGACCAGCUGGGCAACAUCAUGUCCGGAUACGAGUUCAUCCACAGGUUGACUGGAGAAGACGUGUUCGGCAUCACUGUCCCUCUGAUCACCAGCACGGCCGGAGCAAAGUUGGGCAAGUCGGCCGGCAACGCCGUGUGGCUGAGCCGAGAGAAGACGUCUCCAUUUGAGCUCUAUCAGUUCUUCGUGAGGCAGCAGGACAGCGUGGUGGAGAGGUACCUGAAGCUCUUCACCUUCCUGCCCCUUUCGGAGAUUGACCAUCUCAUGCAGCUGCACCAGAAAGAGCCGGAGAAGCGGACUCCUCAGAAGCGCCUAGCCGCCGAGGUCACGAAGCUGGUCCAUGGCCGGGAGGGCCUGGACUCCGCCAAGAGGUGCACCCGAGCCCUCUACCACAGCAGCAUCGACGCACUGGAGGUCAUGUCUGACGAGGAGUUAAAGGAGCUGUUUAAAGAAGCUUCGUUCUCUGAGCUGGUUCUUGACCCUGGAACAAGUGUGCUGGACACAUGCCGCAAAGCCAACGCCAUCCCGGACGGCCCCCGAGGGUACAAGAUGAUAACAGAAGGUGGAGUCAGCAUAAAUCACAGACAAGUCACAAAUCCUGAGAGCGUUCUGGUUGUGGGACAGCACAUUCUCAAGAAUGGACUUUCCCUACUUAAAAUAGGGAAAAGGAACUUCUACAUCAUAAAAUGGCUUCAGCUAUGAUGAAGAAUCAUCCUGUUCUGACUUGCCCGUUUUCACUCUGGAAGGAUAAGAAAGGUUGGCUCCAUAAUUUAUGCCUUGGCUUUUGCAAGUCAGAGCAAGAAGCUGGACUGUACACUAAGGCCUUGCAGUGCUCCCCAUAACUGUUCAGAAGAGACUGGUACUGAGCAGCCAGAACAUUGAUUCUUGUUUUCAGCUCUGGUAAGCAAUCUCUGAUGUGAUGCAUCAGUAACCUAUCAAACAUUAGAAAUGAAGAAUUUUAAAGUAUGAGUGCCUAUUAGGAAACCCAAAGCAAGUCAUUUUAAAAUGCAAAUAAGAGAGAAAACUUGUUAAUCAGCUAUUCUUGGCAGGUGUAUUGUUGUGAUACAUGUAUUUUGUAUAUAAGAUGACUUGUGGCUGGGGCAGUCAUCAGAAAGACCAAGGCAGCAGUAGAGGGUUGGGAUGUUCAGCUUUACUCCCCAGCUCUGGGGCAGGGACACAGCGGCUAGUACUGUGACUAAUGAUGCCUGUGGAGGAAGCUUCCACAGCAACUCUCAAGGACUGAGUGUGAAGCUUCCAGAGCUGCACAAGGAGUGUUCUGAGAACAGCGCUCCCAGUGGCGGCAUGAAGGCUUCACGCCCUUCCCCACACACCUUGCCCUGUGCAAGCCCUUCCUUCUGGCUCUUCAUCUGUAUCCUCUGGAAACGUGUAAAAAUUCAUUUUAGUGUUUUUGAAACAGUUCGUGCGUCACAUGGACUUUUCUAGAUAGCUAUCAGUGGUAAGAUUUUAAAUAAAAGUAAUUUUACUUUUGCCACCUAAUCAAGCUGCACAACCCUACCCCUUAAUCCAACCUGAUGACAUUGACAGCCAGUAGGUCAGAUGCGCAGGCUUAGAUGCUUCCAACUGACAUCUCAAGUACAGGACAAGUCUCCUGGGAUGGAACACCCAGCAAUGGCUUGUGACGCUGUCCCUAGGUCAACAGGGUUAGAACUGAGUUGAAUUAGAAGACGCCCAGCUAGGAUCCACUGGAGAAUGGCAUAUUUAAUGUGUGUGGGAGAAGACCCACAGAUCUGGUAUGAGAAGCACUCUGCUGUGUUAAGCAAAUGGGUGAGAUAGGAAAAAGCACUUUGCUUUAUUUUCUUAGGUAAUAAGAGCAGGAACUAAUCCAGUCUUAGAUUUGGGAAGUAUAGCCUUAGUCUGAAAAAGAAAAAGACAUAAAGUUC